AUGGAACAAAACAGUCAACCAAACCAGAUUCCUCAAAUAUUGUCACCUUCCCACUAUAUGCGCGACGAUUCUUAUGAUGUCGGGGAGCGUAGGCAACUUGCUAUCCCAGCCUUUCUAUCUUUACUACGAGACGCAAAAGCCGCUACCAGUGCCCAACGUAUCUUUGAUAUCGAAAUGUCAAAGAUCGACGAAAAAGACGUUCGAGACCUCAUCACUGAGAUUUUGGAAGAAUUUCCCCACAACGUUCUCCGUCCCGGCGAAGAACUGGUUCGACUAGCCUCAGCCCGACGGAAAUUGGAACAAAAAGCUGAGAUGAAGAGAGAGGCCGAGGAGAAGAGAAAGGACGAAGCUCGGGAGAAACGUCUGAAAAGUAUCGAGUGGCUGAGAGACCAAUGGGCAGGACGUAGUGGCUCCCUUGAGAGUGACAGUACCGAACCGACACCAGGCUCCAAAGAUUCUAUCGACGAAGCAUGA
Fusarium venenatum is the source of this 474-nucleotide messenger RNA. Lineage: Eukaryota; Fungi; Ascomycota; Sordariomycetes; Hypocreales; Nectriaceae. The record is from RefSeq and is a predicted model, not a curated record.